This is a messenger RNA of Bactrocera dorsalis (oriental fruit fly), 1908 nucleotides long. RefSeq names its product tryptophan--tRNA ligase, mitochondrial (gene TrpRS-m). Gene Ontology annotation, molecular function: ATP binding; tryptophan-tRNA ligase activity. The transcript has 4 exons. The coding region runs from base 131 to 1612 and encodes 493 amino acids. Gene Ontology annotation, biological process: mitochondrial tryptophanyl-tRNA aminoacylation. Gene Ontology annotation, cellular component: mitochondrial matrix; mitochondrion. The record is from RefSeq and is a predicted model, not a curated record. Lineage: Eukaryota; Metazoa; Arthropoda; Insecta; Diptera; Tephritidae.
CAAUGUAAAAAAAUUGUCCAAUUCAAUUUUUCAGUUCAGAAUUUUUUCUUUUGGCAAAAUAAUCCAAUUUUAUUUAACUAAAAGCAUAAAACAUUUUAAAUAUAUAUUGUAUUUUUUUGUGUAACUUAUAAUGAAUACUUUAAAGGUGUUGUCAUGUGUCGCCGCACGCGAUGCACUGCGUGGAAGCAGUGUAACAUUGCUGUUACAAAAUCAGCCGCGAAAGGGCAUAUCCAUGCGUCCAGUGCAUAAAACCAAAGAUACCAUAGAUAACUCUGAAUAUCCGCGAAAGGUCUUUUCUGGCAUACAACCCACUGGUGCUUUACAUUUGGGCAAUUAUCUUGGUGCAGUACAAAAUUGGACAAAGUUACAGAAUGCCAAAGAGGAUGUAUCAUUUUGCAUUGUCGACAUGCACUCAUUAACAGUGCCACAAGAUCCUAUCACUCUGCGUGAAAACAUAUUUCAUAUGGCUGCAGCAAUGUUGGCAUGUGGCAUUGAUCCCGAAAAGUCUACAUUGUUUGUUCAAUCAGCUGUGAAAGAACAUGCAGAGCUGUCAUGGAUAUUGGGCUGCAUGACAACUAUGGCACGUUUGGGUCAUCUGCCACAGUAUAAGGAGAAGACACGAGCAGUGAAAGAAGUGCCAUUGGGCUUAUUUGUUUAUCCAGUGUUACAGGCAGCGGAUAUCAUGCUUUACAAAUCAACCCAUGUGCCUGUUGGUGAGGACCAAAUACAGCAUAUACAACUUACGCAACAUUUAGCACGCACAUUCAACACCAAAUACGGCAACACGUUCCCGAUUUGCCACGCUGUCAUUAGUGAUAAGAGUGCGGCGCGCAUACGUUCCCUGCGUGAUCCCAGCAAAAAGAUGUCCAAAUCCGAUGUUGAUCCAAAAGCGGUUAUAAGUCUAACCGACGAUGCCGACGUCAUCAUAGAAAAAGUCAAAAAGGCCGUCACAGACUUUUGUUCGGACGUGCACUAUAGUCCUGAAACACGCCAAGGCGUUAGUAAUCUAAUAAGCAUACAUUCACUGCUUUCCGGUAAGAGUGUGCAACAAAUUUGCGAUGAGGCCAAGAGCAUAGAUACCGGAAAAUACAAAAUGAUCGUAGCGGAAGAGAUUGUUGAACAUCUGCGUCCCAUACGUAAUAAAAUCAAUCAACAGCUGUUGCGGCGCAACGAAUUGGUAUAUUUGCUGGAGAUGGGUGCUGAGAAAGCGCGAGAAACCGCUGCUGCUACUUUAGCAGAAGUAAAGCAAAAGCUUGGCAUGGGUGCCUUACCCAAUAUGCCAGCCAUAUUAGAACACAAGGAGGAGGUGAAAGUUAUACCGAAAGCUAAGAAGCCAGUAGUUGAGACGAAAAAGGUUGGUGACGUUGAGGUGCCACUAGUGCCGAAACAACAAUUGCGCGUCGAGAAAAAGCAACAAAUGCGUGUUGAAAUCCAAACAAACACGGAUAUGGAUUUAAAUGUGCCACCGAAAUUGGACAUUAAAACAGCAGCGCCGGCAAGCAAGCCAGCGGAAGCAUCGUUAGCGGUUACGACAAAGGCUUUGGUACCAAAGAAGUCAAUGGAUGCCAAUGAAGUGAAGGGAGACAAGCAACAAAAAGAGAUAAAGAUUUAGGUAUUAAUGUAGCAAAUUCUUUAGUACCGUUAAGUUGUUCCACUGGCUGUGUGUGAGAUUUUCGUGUGCGUGCGUAUUUAGGUGCGUUUUAUUGUAUAAAUUUUCUGUGCGUUAGGUUAUUUUAGAGCGUUUAUUUUAUUUUCUGCUAAUUUUUGUUUUGAACACUAAUAAGUAGCAAGCGUAAAUUUGCUACUUAAGCUUUAAGCUGACAAAUUAAAAAAAAAUGCAAUUUUUUUCUAAACUUAUUUUAUAAUUAAAUUUUGAUGCGGAAAAUAAAUUUGCGCUAUUGAAAAAAA